UUUUCAGGAUUUUCCAUUGAGAUAUGAUAUAUUGUAAAUAAACAUUGUAGUAAGUUUAAAUUGCUGUACAUUUAAUCACAGCGUAAUAUAAGUCUUACAGCAUAAUCCUAGGUAUUACUCUUAUUUUGGAUUAAACCUUAUAUUAAGGUUUUGACAGCUGUUACACAAUGGACAUACAGUGAGAUAGUGUGCUGAGGACUGUUAUUGUUUUUGAUAUGGCCAUCACUGACAGCUUCAACUUCAUGUAUUGAUUUAUCAACUCAGGUAUAAAGACAUAAUAAAUAAAAGAAAUGGCUGCUCUUACAGCACAGCAGCUAUUGAAGCUGGAUGAUGGAGACUUUAAUUCCAAGAUACAAGAUAUGUCUGUCAAGAACCUUAUAGACACAAUCAGUGUGUUACAGAAGGAGAUGAGCAGAGAGCAAGAGAAUUUUAAUGCUCUCAGUGCCGAGCAAGGUUCACUGAAGAAGAAUUCUGGACAAUAUAAGUCCAUCACCAAAGAUAUGACAGCUUCGCAGACCAGACUUACUCUACUCAUGGACAGAAGCAUGAAGUGUUUCUCCCAGCAAGGAAAUCAGCAGAGUAGAGCUGCUGUUGAACGUAGGAACUCUUUUCAGGGGUCACAGUCUCAAGGAAAUGUGCAAAAUAGAGCUUCAGAACCAGUCAAAGCUACUGCAGUAACACAGUCUACUGCAGACAGGAAGUCUAUGACAUCUGCGGAUGUGUCUAAAAAGCGAACUGAUAAUGGAACUAGUAACAGAACAUCUAUUCAAGUGCAAUCUCUCAGCUCUAACAGUCCAGUGUUAAGAAGCAAAGCAAUUGAUAUUAAUGGAUCAAGCAAUAUAAAUGGAGAUUCAAAUGGAAAUGGGCAGAAGCAUAAUGCAUCUGUGUCAAAUUCAGUUGUCUCCCUUGGACCAAUGUCUGAACAAAGAAAUAAAUACAUGUCCAAAAGUACAGACAAUAUAUUUAAGAAGCCUUCUGAAACUGCAUCUCAAAAACCAGAAGUUGUUAAGGGAAAAGUAUCCUCAAAACCUGUGACUAAAGUAGUAAUGAAUGCUGAUAAACAGAUGUUGGAUUUAGAUUCUUUUACUGAAAGAAAGAACAUGUUAGAUGAAUUGAAAAAGUUCGAUAAAACAUUGAAACCAAGUGCUACCAGAACACAUACAGAAAAGGUCACAGAGGUCAAAGUCAACAUAGCCAAAAGCGGUGAAAAGAGAUCAAGUGCUGAUAUUGAGCCAAAGGGACCUGUGACACCAAUGGAGAAAAAAGUAAAUCUUCUUGGUGAUAUAAAACUAGGAAAGAAGCCAUCUGAACUUAAACAAACAAAAGUUCCAAAAAGUGAACAAAAUGGCAAUAACUAUGAUACAGUAAUUAAAGCAGUUGAUAACUCUAAAACUGAUAAUAAAUUUGAUUCUCAAGUGAAACAGUUUGACAAUCUGUUAAAAGAUUCUGAGAGUGAUAAAUCUGAAAGUUCUGAAGAUUCACCAAGGGAGACAAUUGUACCAUCAGUAAAGAAGCAGACGGCAAAUAUCUCGGUAUCAGGGGAGGUCACUCUAGAUGAAGUAAGGGGGAGUACUCCAGUGGAAGAAGCUAGUGAUGAUAGUUUGAGCCAAUCAUCAGGUGUGUCAGAGGAAGAUGAUAAAUUUGUCACAGAAUUCCAUUUUUCUGGAAGUCAGAUUAAGGCAACAUCAGCACAAGCAGCAAUUCCAAAGAAGCAAGAAACUGUCAAGCAAGCACAAGAUGUUACAACAAAGGUCCAACAAUCAACCAAGACUGCAGUGUCACAGCCUGGUAGUCAUGGCAACAAAGGAGAGGUCAUCAGCAAAGGUCAAAGUUCAUCAGCAUCAGUUGGAAACCAUAGUAACACUAAUGAUGAUGGUGAUGAAUUGGUUGUUGAUACAAGAGUCAAGUUCAGGGAAUGGGAUCCAUCAAAACUGCUGGAAAAACUAUAUGAGGUGAAAAUGAUGCCAGAUAAUGUAGAGGAUAUUUCUCACAAGUUUAUUGGAAUGGAGGGCCUCAUGGAGAAGUUACCUAUGAACAAGAAGAAAGCAACCUUGCUUAAAACAUGGAAGAGAAGGUUCUUCAAGGCCCAAGAUGGUUGGCUACACUAUUAUGAGUCUGGCAACAAGGAUAAGCCCAGUGACAGUUUACAGUUGAUGGGUGGUAAAGUGGAGGAGCUCGGACCACGUGUGCUGGGGGUAGAUGACGGGAGAGGAAAGUAUUUAAUGGUUCGAGUACCCACUGAUCAUGAGUAUGGAUCAUGGAAGGUGGCACUAGAGUCUCAGACAGCUGAUAAUGUAAAAGCUACAUAUGUUAGACCUUCACCAGCAUCCAUACCUCAUCCUAAAAAAAAAGUUGUAAUUAUAGAUAUAGGAAGUUGUGGUAUCCGAGCAGGUAUCCUGGGGGAGAGACCGACACUGCCUCAGGUGUUUUUCCCUAGUAUAGUUGCCAUACACAAUCAGACAGGAGAGAUCAUCGUCGGUGCUGAUGCACUAAAACCUGAUGUUAGAAAAUCAUCGAAAGUUUCUCAGCCAAUACAGCCUACCAAUAAAGUGGACAAGUUCAACAUUGAUAUGGCAGUGAUGAAAGCAAUUCUGGAGAAAGUGUUCAAAGAUCUUGGUAUCAACCAGUCACAAUAUCUUGUAAUGAUGAGUACUCCACAGAAUCUAGGUGACAAGUUACGUGAAGGGUUAAUGCGUAUACUUGUGGAUCAGAUGCAUGUACAGGGGGUGUGUAUGGUACAACAGUCACUACUGGCUCUCUACUCGUAUAACGCAAUGUCCGGUAUUAUUGUUGAUAUAGGAGAACGACUGGAAAUAUUGCCUAUAUAUGAUGGUUUGCUGAUAGAAGGUGGUGUAUCAAGACAGGCCUAUGGUGGUACAAAGAUUCAGGAUUCAUUGAAUAUAUCAUUGUUAGAGAAUAAAUACCAGUUUUGUUCAUUUGUUGAGAAACUUCUUGUUCGCUAUAUAUGUGAACAGGCAUGCUAUGUAACAAGUAACUAUGAAGAAACUAAGAAGAAAUGUGAUUCUGAUUCUGACAAUAUCAAGUUAAAAGAUAGAAAUGUGAAAUUGGACUAUGGCUGCUUUAAGAGUCCAGAAGGAUUUUUCAAUACAGACCUGUGGGAGAUGGAUUAUAAGAAUAUACAAAAACAGAUUUAUGCUGCAAUACAGCAGUGCCCUAUGGACUCUAGGAAACAAAUGUAUAGAUCAAUAUACUUGAGUGGUGGGGUAACAACAAUUCCAGGAUUUGCAGAACGUUUACAAGAAGAAAUGAGAAAAUUGGCGCCACCAGCAGCCGUAGUUGAGGUUCAUGCAUCACCACAACGGUACCACUCGGCAUAUAUUGGAGCCUGCGCUGUCGCCUCGAUGGAUGUGUUUGAAAUGAGCUGUGUCUCUGCUGAUGAAUGGAAGAAAAUGGGGGUGAAAGCUUGCAAGAAAUGGGGAACUGGUUGAUCAUGUGACUUUGGAAUUUGUUGUUACUAUAUAUAGAUUCAUUGACAAAAAAAAAACCUCAGAUAUGUACAGGCGGACAGAUACGUAAAAUAUUCCUCUCAACAGAAGUAUAGAUGUAUUAUGAUAAUACAGUCAUUAGUGGAUUCUAUAGAAUCUGUAUACUUACACCAUUUCAGGCAUCCUGUAUACACCAUUUCAGGCAUACUGUAUACACCAUUUCAGGCAUCCUGUAUACACCAUUUCAGGCAUCCUGUAUACACCAUUUCAGGCAUCCUGUAUACACCAUUUCAGGCAUCCUGUAUCUAUUUGGAAAGCAGAUAAUAGACAAGGUUAUUUUGUUGCUCCGGGUCAUACUGAAGCUUAUUAGAUGCAUAUAAGACAUGGAAAGUGGUAAACUAUGUUGGAUAUUUUGAGCUUAACACCAGCUAAAAGAUGCUUGAGAGAUAGCUUUUGCUUCAGUGUUCAAAUGUUCACUCAGAAGUUUCUAGAAUAGUACAUAAAGUUUAGGAUUCAGUUUUAAUGAUACGGGCAUUCACUUGAAGUUUUACUUUAUUAACAUUCCCAUCAUGUAAUUAACUCUAAAGGUUGUGGCAAUAUUAAAACAUUCAUUUAUUUGGCUUGAUUAUUUUUUAAAAUAUUAACAUAGGUUUCCUACUAUUGUCAUAUAUUGCCAAUGCUGGCAUUUUUCUUCUGUAUUUAGUUGCUUGCUCUUGGAGGUUGUAUUGCCUUAUGGGUAAUAAAUGUUAAUGAAAGUGCCAAAUUUAGACAUAAGUUUGUUCUCCACCAUUUUCUUUGUUUAAUUAUAAAACUUGAUUUAUUACAUGAAUGUUGUAAUACAAGAAUUGGUAACAAAAGAAUUGUUAACCAACCAUUGCUAAUAAAGAAAUAUAGCCAGGUUAAAUAUACAUUAUAUAUCCAUAUUAUGUGUAUAGAUUUAAAUUGUCAUGUAUAAAUGGGUAGAAAAGAGGUAGAUUGCUUCUUGUUGCUAAUAUGAUAAUGGACAAGAAAAAGUAGAAAAUCAUUCACCUAAUUAUUUCAUUUUACUUUCAAGAAAAUUGCAAAACCUGCUUAUUUCUUUGUAUAAUGACUUUGAAAAAAUAAACACAACUAAUUGUUUUGUAAAUUUAAUUGGCUUUUGUUUGUUGAUUGAUUGUUUACUAGAUUGAAAUAUUCUUUACCAAUACUGAGAUAUCAUUACAUAACUUACAUUCCAGAAUAUUAUAACUUUCAUUAUGCAUACAAUCAUGUAUAUAUUUAUAUGUAUUUUAUGCUGAUAGCUUUACACAUAUGUAUGUAUAUUUCUGUGAUAGAUAACACAUUUAUUUAUAUUUGGAACUUUGCAUAUGUUUUUUUUUUACAUAUAUUCCACUUGCAUUCCUUCCAGAAAGGUGUUGUAGUUUUGACAAUUCUUUAAGAAUUCAUUCAGCAAUAGGUUUGUUGUUGUUGUGAUUAUAGUUUGAAUAUAUGUUGGUAUAUGUCAGUUUGUACUUUUUACAUGAUUUUUCUUUUCUAUGCUAUAGUAAGCAUAAAGCUAAAAGAAAUAAAAAAUAUUCUUGAAUAUUUUGGUUUAGCUCCGGUUUCACAGUCAAAGUUAGGGCAAUAACCUUACCAAUGGGGCCUAGAUUUUAUAUCUAUUCAUACCUUUGUUUACACAAUUACACAACUGAAUGAUAAUUUUCUCACUUAACUCGAUCAGUCUCUGUGGAGAAAAUUUGUUUGACAUAAACCAUAUAGUCAUGGCAAAACAAUUGCAUUGUCUUCUACUUGAGCAUGGAAAUUCAAGAAAGCUACAGAGUUGACAUGGACUGGCUGAGAUAUUCUACUGGGGGUGGGCUGAUAUUUUACUGGUGGCAGGCUGAUAUUUAAUUGGGGCCUGGAUUAUAUUCUGUUGAGGGCAGGCUGAUAUUGAACUGGGGCUGGGAUCAUAUUCUACUGGUAGCAGGCUGAUAUUUAACUGGUAUUGGGAUGAUAUUUUACUGGGGGCAGUUUGAUAUUUAACUUGGGCUGGCUGAUAUUAAACUGGGGGUUGGAUGUUAUUUAACUUGGGCGGGAUGAUAUUUAACUGAAGAUUGUUUAAUGAUAAAGAAAUACUUAAGAUCUCUUUAUACCUUACCUGGACCACAAUAAAACAUUCGGUUUAUAUUUGUUUUAGAUUUUAUUUAGGUAAACGAUUUAUGAAAUAUCAUGCAUUCCAUAUCAUAGAUCUGUUAUUUUAUUGUAAUAUACAUGAUUGCAUAUCAGAUAUACUGGAUGUUAAAUGUUGUGGAAUUAUGUUGUGAUUUAGAAAGUAAAAGGUCUUAUAUUUAUAAGUCUUAUCAUUUUAUUUGAAUAAAACAUAGUACAGUUUUGUUUAAAAUUGGCAAGUGACUCUUAUUUUAAAAUUAAUACAAUCAAACAAUUCACUUAAACAUAACUAUUAAGACUGCUGUUUAAAAGAAAUAUAUAGUGUUUUUUCUAAAUAGGUAGCUUUGUUCACAGGUUGAAUUUCAUUGCUUUUUUUCACAUGUUAAAAAAAAGCAUAAUUUUAACAAUUAUGCUGAACUUUUAAAUAAAGUCAUGGUUGUAAUAGACAGGGGAUCUCUGUUCACAGGUGUUCCUAGUGACAAUUUUCAUAGUACAUGUAUUUCCAAGUAUCAGAUCAUUCCCAUCAUUAUAAUUAUCAUAAACUAUUUUUUAAAUUUCUUUGAACCUUUAAAUUUCUUGUUCAAAGGUAAUUAUGUUGUGAUUUUAAAACAUGCCAUAAUAAACUUGUUUCAUAUCUGUUUGAUUUUCAGUAAGAUAUUACAUUUUUAUGAUGUGCAUAAUGUUUAUAGUUCUUGCCAUGAAAUAUUUCCAGGUUGUGAAGUAGCAUAUUAUUGAAUUUUUCAAUUAUCAUAUUUUCGUAUAAUAUAAUAUGACCUUUGUGCAGUAACAGGUUAACUCCUAAUGUAUUAUAUAAGCAGUUAACCUAUUACUUCGCUAAGGUGGUGAUAAUGUAUACAGUUUACAUUCCUAACAUAUUGAAAUAAAUCAAGACAUAUCAUUAUUUGGAGGAAAAUAACAAAGAUAUGAGCCGCGUCACGACAAAACCAACAUAAUGGGUUUGCAACCAGCAUAGAUCCAGACCAGCCUGUGCAUUCGCACAGUCUGAUCAGGAUCCAUGCUGUUCGCAUACCAACUCUAUUACAAGUAAAGAAACUGAUAGCAAACAGCAUGGAUCCAGACCAGCCUGCGUAUCCGCGCAGUCUGAUCAGGAUCCAUGCUGGUCGCAAACGCACUAUGUUGUUUUUGUCAUGGUGCGGCUCAUAUGUUGUUUCUUUCUAAUAUUAAAGUGUUGUGAAAGUUCAGUGUAAUCAGUAUGAUUAUAACGUAAUGCUGUUGUUUUUUAUGUGACAAUUUUUCAACAUCUCUUAGUUUAGCUUUAGCUUGCAGCAUAAUUGAAUGUUUAAAACUCAAAAGUUAGAUUCCUUUAAAUUAAGAUAUUAUGAAUACAUUUCAGACAGGCUUUACCUAGAUGUUGCCGACCAAUGCUUGGCUCCUGCAUGUUAUAAACCAAAGUGUAAAUUUCUUGUUAUGACUGACUUGACUUGUUAUUUUUGUUCAUGACUGGUUUUAUGGUAUUUGGUGGUAUUUUGUGUUGGUCUUCUUAAUGUCUGGAUACAGUAAUGUUACUGGCAUUGGAAGAUGAAGUUCCAUUAAUCAAUUUUGCUUGAAAUGUAAACUAAUUUGUAUUUUUUAACUGUGGACUUACAACACUAGUGAAGAACAACAACAAAAACAAUAAUGUCUAAUGCAACUUUUACAAUGUACUUCUAUUAUGUUUCAAUGAUUAUGACACAGGAAGCUUGUAAAUAUAUAAACUAUUAAGUAUUACUUUAUGCUGUUAACGAAAGAAAAAAACUCAAGUAUCUGUAUAUGAACUGUUGUAAAAUUUGCCAUAAUUUUCAAUUUCAAGUUUUGUUUGUAUAAAUCUUUUUUCAUAAUAAUUUUUUAUUAUCCCAACUUUUAGUAAUAAAAUGCUGCUUUGAAGAACUUCAUGUAGAGCAUACCUGCCCAGUUUUUGAGCUAUGCAUUAGUUUGUGGUAUAUGCAAUGUUCUAUUGUCAGCAAUAAUUGUUUUUGAAGAUUUAGCUUUAGUUAGUGAAAGAAACUUUUUAUUGUUUCUGGGGCCUAUAAUUGUUGUUAAAUACUUGUAUUUUAGUUUGCAUCAUGUAAAUUAACCAUGUUAAUAUAUAAUAAAAAAUAGAAACAGG
Molecule: messenger RNA, 7680 nt
Organism: Ruditapes philippinarum (Manila clam)
Lineage: Eukaryota; Metazoa; Mollusca; Bivalvia; Venerida; Veneridae
Exons: 20
Coding region: 291-3449 (1052 amino acids)
Source: RefSeq, a predicted model, not a curated record